AUGAAAUCCGCCUCCAUUGCCGCUCUCGCCGCCAUCGGUGCCGCCUCGGUAUCCGCCAUGCCAUCUUCGUAUGCGGCCUUCAAGAAUGCCCUUCACAGACGGGCUGACGGUCCUACCGAUACUCAGGUUUUGCAAUACGCUUUAACCUUAGAGAAUUUGGAGAAGAGAUUCUAUGCCGAUGCUCUUAGUCAAUUCGACGAAGCUGCCUUCGAGGCUGCCGGAUACCCCAACUGGGUCAGAGGUCGACUCAGUCAAAUUGCAGGACACGAAUCCGAUCAUGUAUCUUUGCUCUCCACUGCUUUGGGUAACGAAUCAGUCGCUGAGUGUACUUACAACUUCCCGUACACCGACGUCAAAUCAUUCGUGGGACUCGCCACUCUCCUUGAGAAUGUUGGUGUCUCCGCCUACGCUGGUGCAGCCCAAUACAUCUCCAACAAAGAUUACCUCACUGUCGCCGCCGUCAUCCUCUCUACCGAGGCAAGACAUCAAGCAUGGGAAUCAUCCGCUGUAGGAGGAUCAAACCCUUGGGGAUCAGCUUACGACACUCCUUUGGACUUAAACAUGGUCUACACACUCGCUUCAGCAUUCAUCACUUCUUGCCCUGACUCCAAUGCUGCUCUCCCUGUCAAGGCCUACUCCACCCUUACCGUUGGCGAUGGCUACGCUGCCGGAUCACAAGCUUCAUUCACCUUUGACGACUCUCACACCGCUACCAACUACGUUAUCUUCUAUGAAGGUCUUGGAUCAAGAGCCGUCCAACUUGACGAGAACGACCAAGCUACCAUCCCCUCUGAACUCCAGGGCGUAGUAUACGCUCUUGUGUCUACCUCUUCCGACCCCAAGGGAGUCACCACCGAUAACAUCGUUGCUGGACCUGCUAUCUUGAACUUCCCAUUCGGAGCCUGGUCUGAGAACCCUGCUUUCGCCGGUUAA
Molecule: messenger RNA, 933 nt
Organism: Kwoniella botswanensis
Lineage: Eukaryota; Fungi; Basidiomycota; Tremellomycetes; Tremellales; Cryptococcaceae
Exons: 3
Coding region: 1-933 (310 amino acids)
Source: RefSeq, a predicted model, not a curated record